AUGAAGUGGUUUUUGUGGCUUGUCUCGCCAGCCGUUGCAGUUCAUGCUUCAUAUGCAGGACAGCCUACUGAGCUCAAUAUUCGUGCACUACCUGAUGCACCCCACGGAUAUGCCCCAUCUGAAGUCGAAUGUCCAACCCCCGUUCCCAGUGUACGCAGCGCCGCGAAGCUGUCGCCCAGCGAGCUAAACUGGCUCGGCCUCCGGCGACAGAAGACAUUUAAGGCGAUGAAAGACUUCUUCGGCCAUAUUCAAAUCAAGGAUUUCGACGCCGAGUCCUACCUUGAUAAGAUCUCCAGUAACGCCUCGCUCGUGCCUAGCAUCGGCAUCGCUAUCUCCGGAGGAGGUUACCGUGCCCUGAUGAAUGGCGCUGGUGCCCUCAAGGCCUUUGACAGCCGGACCGAGAAUGCGACUGCUAAGGGACAAUUAGGCGGCUUAUUGCAGUCAGCUACAUACUUGGCCGGUCUCAGCGGUGGCGGGUGGCUGUUAGGUUCGGUUUACCUCAAUAAUUUCACUACCAUUUCUUCGCUGCAGACAAAUACUCUCGGAACCCCAUGGCAGUUUGGUAACUCAAUCAUCAAGGGGCCCGAUGAUGGAGGGCCCCUUCUGACCUCUGCAGCCAGAUACUAUGAAGAGAUUGUACACGCCGUGGCGGAGAAGAACGAUGCUGGUUAUCCAACCACCAUCACUGACUUCUGGGGCCGGGCCUUGUCAUACCAGCUCAUCAACGCACCGGAAGGAGGCAUCAACUACACUUGGAGCUCGAUCGCAAAAACCGACAAGUUCCGACAGGCCGAGAUGCCUCUUCCAGUUCUCGUGGCUGAUGGGCGCAAUCCCGGUGAGCACCUUGUGGGUGGCAAUGCAACGGUCUACGAGUUCAAUCCAUGGGAAUUCGGGACCUUCGAUCCCACCAUAUUCGGCUUUGUCCCAUUGGAGUAUCUAGGAACUCGAUUCGAGGAUGGCAUCCUGCCCCGUGGGGGAAAAUGCUUCCGGGGAUUCGACAAUGCUGGCUAUAUCAUGGGAACAUCCUCGAGUCUCUUCAACCAGUUCUUGCUGAACAUCAACUCGACGGACCUGGCGGAUCCCAUCAAGAAAGUCCUUUCUAAUAUCCUUAGCGAGGUCGAUCAAGAGGCGAAAGACAUUUCUAAUUACACAAACCCCUUCUACCUCUACUCAAAGUCAUCGUCCCCCUACGCCCAAUCCCGAUAUCUUGCUGUCGUUGAUGGAGGCGAGGACUUGCAAAAUCUCCCCCUUCAUCCGCUCAUCCAACCCGAGCGCCACGUAGAUGUCAUCUUCGCCGUGGACUCAUCCGCCGACACGAAUAACUGGCCGGACGGAACGGCAAUGGUGGCAACUUAUGAGCGCAGCCUUAACGCCGAGAUCAAUAAUGGCACAAGGUUUCCGUCUGUUCCCGACAGAAACACGUUUCUGAACCUGGGGCUCAACAAUCGGCCGACCUUCUUUGGCUGCAAUUCUUCCAACAUCACUGGGACGCAGUCCGCUGCCCCACUGAUUGUAUACAUCCCCAACUCUCCCUAUAUUGUGCAUUCCAACGUCUCCACAUUUGAUAUGAGCUACAAUAAUACCGUGAGAGACGCAAUCAUUCUGAACGGCUACAACGUCGCUACCAUGGGUAACUCCACGCGCGAUCCAGAUUGGUCGGCCUGUGUUGGCUGCGCCGUGCUGAGCCGCUCGAUGGAGCGCACACAUACUACGGUGCCCACAGCCUGCAACCAGUGCUUCCAACGGUACUGUUGGAAUGGAACGACGGACAGUCACACACCGGCUCCAUAUGAACCAGAGCUCUCGCUUGCAGAAGUGAGCCUGAGAAAUGCCGGGGGUGUCCUGCGAGCGUCCCGUGGAUUGUUCUUGCUGACUUUGCUGGCCUUGUUUUGA
Aspergillus udagawae is the source of this 1893-nucleotide messenger RNA. Its product is annotated as lysophospholipase 1. Gene Ontology annotation, molecular function: A2-type glycerophospholipase activity. The transcript has 3 exons. NCBI's taxonomy places the organism in Eukaryota, Fungi, Ascomycota, Eurotiomycetes, Eurotiales, Aspergillaceae. Gene Ontology annotation, biological process: glycerophospholipid catabolic process. The record is from RefSeq and is a predicted model, not a curated record. Gene Ontology annotation, cellular component: cytosol; intracellular membrane-bounded organelle. The coding region runs from base 1 to 1893 and encodes 630 amino acids.